AUGGAAGAAGGCUGGGAUUUCGACGCCGCACCCGCCGAGUUCAAGCAAGUGCAACCCUUCUUGCUAGGCCUCUUCGCUGUCUCCGGCACCGGCUGGCUGAUGAACUAUUUCACGACGAUUCGAGCAGCUUUCCAAGAUCGGACACCCGGCGUCUCCUUAAUAGCACUGAGUAACAAUCUCGCCUGGGAGUUUGUAUAUGCCAUCUUCUAUCCCCCGCCGCUGCCCAUUGCGACUAUAAUCGUCCGCUCGUGGCUACUCGUUGAUAUCUUUGUCAUUUACACCACGGUCAAGUUUGCGCGAGCCGCACCGGGAAACGUAAAUCCGCCCCUUCUCAGGCACUACCUGCCGCUAUUCGUGCUUGGUGGGAUCCUGGGCUUCUUCUCGGGCCAUUGGGCCCUCUCUGUGAUGCUUAGUCCGCUUCGCGCGUUCUACUGGAGCGGUAUGGUAUGUUUGAUCACAAUGAGCGGCACGGCGCUGGGUCUGCUGGUCCAACGGGGACAUACGCGUGGAGCGUCGUAUGGAAUGUGGCUCUCACGAUUCAUCGCAUCAGUAUUCGCAGUAGCUAGUUUGUUUCUUCGCUCGACCUACUGGCCGCAGGGAUCAGCAUUGGUCAGAGGCAAAGACGGAAGAAUCUACGCAAAAUGCCACGUCCUGAUCCAAAAGCCUAAGCAUUGCCCACGCAGUGCUCAUGCAAAGCUGCAGAGGGUAUAA
Aspergillus nidulans FGSC A4 is the source of this 711-nucleotide messenger RNA. RefSeq lists its product as uncharacterized. Gene Ontology annotation, molecular function: lyase activity. Bases 1 to 711 code for a protein of 236 amino acids. Gene Ontology annotation, cellular component: membrane. The record is from RefSeq and is a predicted model, not a curated record. Lineage: Eukaryota; Fungi; Ascomycota; Eurotiomycetes; Eurotiales; Aspergillaceae. The transcript has 3 exons.